UGCUGCGUGCCUUCCUUCCAACUUCCAAACAGCCGUCGCUCUUCUUAAAUUAUCUCUUGGCUGUUUUCUGUUAUCCGUUCUAAAAGGAUGGCAGAAUGGACUGUAGUAUAUCAGGAACGAUGGAUUGGACUGUGGAGAGGAGGAAGUAACUCCUCUUGUCUGAGAAACUUGGAAGAAAAUGUCUAUGGUACUAGGAAGCUAACCUGACAACAUGAGUAAUAUAGACAGAGAUGUUCUGACCAUCAGGGUGAGAUGGAAAGCCAGCCCUAGCCGGAGAGCAGGCAGCGCUCAGGUUACUCGGAGCGGGGAGCGCAGGCGGAGGCAGGGGCAGAGCCCGCGAUCGCUGCGGGGCUCUGGCAGCUGCUGCGGGAGAACGCGCUGCUCCGAGACCCGCAGCAGCGCAUCAGCACCUUCUCUCGAUAGUUUUGGAUGGUGGCAAACACUUCUGUGCCCUUGGGUGAACAGUUUUAUUUAAGGUCCAGAAACGAAGAUGAGGAGCCUCUCUUCCUUUUACGUCUCUCUGUGGCUGCUGUUCGCAGCAGUGAUACUCAAAGCUGUAGAGUCAGCCAAAGGAAAAUAUGCUCACAUGCUGUUUAAUGAACUGUUUGAAGACUACUCCAAUGCUCUGAGACCAGUGGAAGACACAGAUAAAGUUCUGAAUGUCACCCUUCAGAUCACAUUGUCCCAAAUUAAAGACAUGGACGAAAGGAACCAAAUUUUGUCAGCUUACUUAUGGAUUCGACAAAGCUGGUAUGACGCAUACCUCAGAUGGGACAAAGAUAAAUACGAUGGGCUGGAUUCUAUCAGGAUCCCAAGCAAUUUGGUUUGGAGACCAGAUAUUGUCCUAUAUAACAAGGCUGACGAUGACUUUUCAGAACCAGUAAAUACUAAUGUAGUGCUGAGAUAUGAUGGAAAAAUCACUUGGGAUGCACCUGCUAUCACAAAGAGCUCUUGUGUAGUGGAUGUGUCUUAUUUUCCCUUUGACAGCCAGCAGUGCAACCUCACCUUUGGGUCCUGGACCUAUAAUGGUAAUCAGGUAGACCUCAUCAAUUCUCUUGAUAGCGGUGACCUCUCUGACUUCAUAGAAGACGUGGAAUGGGAGAUUCAUGGUAUGCCAGCAGUUAAGAAUGUUAUCACUUAUGGCUGCUGCUCUGAGCCUUAUCCAGAUGUGACCUUCACGCUGAUUUUGAAAAGGAAGUCCUCUUUCUACAUAUUUAAUCUGUUGCUUCCCUGCAUUUUGAUCUCUUUCCUGGCCCCGCUGGGAUUCUAUCUCCCUGCAGACUCUGGUGAGAAAGUGUCUCUGGGUGUUACAGUUCUUCUUGCUCUGACUGUGUUCCAGCUGAUGGUUGCAGAGAUCAUGCCCCCAUCUGAAAAUGUACCUUUGAUAGGGAAGUACUACAUAGCAACUAUGACCAUGAUCACAGCUUCCACUGCAUUGACAAUCAUUAUAAUGAAUCUCCAUCAUUGUGGCUCAGAAGCAAAGCCUGUUCCACAGUGGGCCAAAGUGGUUAUUUUGGACUAUAUGUCAAAAAUCUUUUUUGUUUAUGAUGUGGGUGAAAAUUGCACAAGUCCAAAAAGAGAGAAGGAAGAAGAAUGUAGGUUAGAGGGGGAUGAUGGUUGUCAGAGGAGGCACAAAGAGGUGAGGAGUCCUCUUUCCACUAGGAAUGAUGACUACAAUCUCAAGGAGAAGCUCAAUGGAAAUUGGAAUAAAAGCUAUGGAGUUCAUGGUGAAAAUGUUAGGGAGACUGUUAAUUGCUGUUCUUGUUACAAAAUGCUGAUUAAAAAUAUUGAGUAUAUUGCUAAUUGUGUUAGAGACCAUAAAGCAAACAAGGCCAAAGGAAUUGAGUGGAAAAAAGUUGCAAAAGUAAUGGACAGGUUUUUCAUGUGGAUUUUCUUUAUCAUGGUGUUUUUUAUGAGCGUGCUGAUCAUUGGGAAAGCUGCUUAACUGAAAUGAAUAUAUAUUCCUUUUGUAAAUCUGAAUAUUCUAUGUUAGUUUGUUUAGGAGGAGUUCAGUGAUAGUGGUGCUUUUGAGAUCUUUGUCUUGCAUUCUGUAACAAUAAAUUGAUUAGUAGGCUGUGA
This is a messenger RNA of Passer domesticus (house sparrow), 2079 nucleotides long. It is a transcript of the gene CHRNA9, whose product is annotated as cholinergic receptor nicotinic alpha 9 subunit. Bases 491 to 1945 code for a protein of 484 amino acids. The transcript has 7 exons. Gene Ontology annotation, biological process: monoatomic ion transmembrane transport; nervous system process; chemical synaptic transmission. The record is from RefSeq and is a predicted model, not a curated record. Lineage: Eukaryota; Metazoa; Chordata; Aves; Passeriformes; Passeridae. Gene Ontology annotation, cellular component: postsynaptic membrane; neuron projection; synapse. Gene Ontology annotation, molecular function: acetylcholine-gated monoatomic cation-selective channel activity; transmembrane signaling receptor activity.